AUGUCUCUCCCGCUGAAGUACGUCCUCCUCCUCCUUCUCUUGGCCCCCACUGUCCUCCUCGCCGCCGAGUCAGAGGCCGCGCUUGAUGCUGCUGCAAGAACCUGCUCCGGCGGGGAGUGCGCCGGCGGCGGCGAGGAGGAGGAGGCGGCGAUGCCGACGGAGUCGAGCAGGCGAGCGCUGGCGGCCACUAGGUACGUGAGCUACGACGCGCUGAAGAAGGACAGAGUGCCGUGCAACCAGCGAGGGCAGUCGUACUACAACUGCCAGCAGCACGGGAAGGCCAACCCUUACCGGCGCGGCUGCACCAUCAUCACCAGAUGCGCCAGGAUGCUCAAUUGA
Zingiber officinale is the source of this 339-nucleotide messenger RNA. RefSeq names its product rapid alkalinization factor-like. NCBI's taxonomy places the organism in Eukaryota, Viridiplantae, Streptophyta, Magnoliopsida, Zingiberales, Zingiberaceae. The coding region runs from base 1 to 339 and encodes 112 amino acids. The transcript has a single exon. The record is from RefSeq and is a predicted model, not a curated record.